CCGCACAGUACAAAGUACAAACUUGCUAUGUAGGUGUUUUGUGACUGUAUUUGUUGCAACAUAAUCCUGCAUUCUACCAGGAAAUAAGACUGUUGUAAACUCAGUGAACAUCCUGACAAGAUUGCAGACGUAUGGACAUCUUUUCCAACAGAACUAUGUGCUUAGAUCAAAAUGGCGUGUUCUAAACCAGCACAAGUUUCAGCUCUAGAGAAAAUCAGAAAAGAUUAUCUGGAGUGCAGUAUUUGUCAAGAGGAGUACACGGAACCCAAACUACUAGACUGUCUUCACAGCUUCUGUAAACACUGUUUACUUGAAUAUCACACUACCAACUACGAAGAUGCAAAGAUGCUUAUUUGUCCUUUGUGUCGAAAGGAGACACAACUUCCUGAGACGGGUGUUGAAGAUUUCAAGAGUAACUUCAUUUUAACUGGUCUUGCAGGUCAACUGGAGCAGGUCAGUUCACUUGAACACAGCAAGUUGGUCUGUAAUUUAUGUGAGGAAAAAAACAACGCAACACAUUUCUGUUAUGACUGCCCCAUGUUUAUUUGUGCAAACUGCUACAAAAUGCAUAAGAAAAUUCCCUCGUUGUUAAGCCAUACAGUAGCUACUUUGAAAGAUGUUAGAGAUGGGAAAACUGCAAUGAAAAAGACAAAACCCAAACGCCAUCCAGAAUGCCAAACUCAUGAAGGUGAAGUGAUGUGGUUCUACUGUACAACUUGUGAUGUGAUGAUUUGUAGAGAUUGCACUGUCAUCGAUCACUGUAAACCACAACAUGAGUAUAUUGACUGCAACCAAGCCUCAUCCACAUACAAACAGUCAUUGGCUCAACUCUUUACUCCCCUUGAAGAAACCAUGAAGAAGCUUGAUCAAUCUCAAGCAACUGCCUCAACAAUGAAAGACAACCUAAACAUUGCAGUUAAGAGAACCAUUGCAGACGUGAAGAACAGAGCUGAUGAGAUCAGGGCUGAGGUAACAGCUCAAGAGAGUCGCAUCAUGGAUGAAAUACAAACUAUCCUUAAAGAUCAGAACAAGAGUUUGGAGGAGUUUGAGCAAGCAGUGAGUGUAAACUUGCAGCAAAUAAAGCAUUCACUGCAGACUGCCAAAGAUGUCAGCAAGAAUUCAUCAGUUCCUGACUUCCUUGCAAGCUAUCCAACAAUCAGUACGGACUUGAAGGGACUCAUAGAUCAAAAUCAACCCAAGAUAGAUUCGACCCUCGACCAUCUGAGAUUCAAUCCAGGAGUUUGUGACAUCUCCCUGGGUAAUCUGAUUAUUAAGGAGCCUAUGAAGGAGCCUAUGAAGGAGCCAGAGUGGGAGCUUUGUUUGGAGUAUGGUGAAGGAAUCAAUGGGGCUUUGGAUAUUGAUGCCUCUGUAUCUGGGGAUGAGAUGGCAGUGGCUGACACUUGGAAUAGCAGAGUGUUAUUCUCCGACACUAAGGGACACCAGAAGAAAUCUAUCCCACUAUCAACCCGCCCUCAGGCUGUUGCUGCAUUCCAGAAUCAGUUAGUGAUUGUACAUAGGUCCAACCCUGUGAACAUGUACAAUAGGAAUGGCAACAACAUGUUUGAAUUCCACACCGCUCAUAGUGAAGUGGGCAAGACAUUAGUAGUCCUCCGCAGUGUAGCAAUCAUAAAGGAUACAAUCAUGGUCGGGGAUGUGAAGAGGUCAGUUAUAACUAAACACAGAUCUAGUGAUGGUUCGCUCAUUGACACUGUUUCAGUUCAGACUAAACCUUGCUACUUGGCCAUUGACAGCAAGGACAGAGUUGUAGUCAGUGGUUGGGGGAAACAAGUAGACAUUGUUGAAGUCACUGGUACUUUAUUAUUCAGCAUCAAUCCCAAGAUCAAUAGUCAACAAGUUACAUCCUGCAGAGGUGUAUGCUGUGACAGCUCAGCUAUCUACAUUGCAGUGAGCAAUGGGGCAGGCACUGGUCAUAUUCAUCAGUAUGACACUCAGGGUAGAUUUCUCAGCUGUAUUGCUCAGGGUCUGUACAACCCAAAUGGAAUCUCAUUGACAUCAGAUGGUCAGCAGCUUGCAGUGGCAGACUGGAAAUCAGUGAAGAUUUAUAACAAGGUGUAAUGAUAUCUUAUAAUGAUGAUGCUGGUCAAAUACUGUCUCAUGGAUUGAACUGACCACCAAAACAUGUCAAUCAAAUUAAAUCACAAAAUUAUGCAAACUGAAAAGUUCAAAUAACCACUCAAUUUCCAUUCUCAAUAUGAUGACAUUGAGUUGAUUAAUUCUGUCCAUAAUACCUGGUGGCAAAUCUUUACAUUGUUGACUCAUUUUGCAUUUUGCAGUCAAAUAAUGUUUCGAGGAAAAGUACAAGCUUGUCUAUUUUAAGUGGUUUUGUAAAAACAUUCUAUCGGACAGAAAAUAGUAUUUGAAAGAAAUAGUAGCAGCAAAUAGUAUUUGCAAGAAAUAGUAGCAGCAAAUAGUAUUUGCAAGAAAUAGUAGCAGUAAAUAGUAUUUGCAAGAAAUAGUAGCAGCAAAUAGUAUUUGCAAGAAAUAGUAGCAGCAAAUAAUAUUUGCAAGAAAUAGUAGCAGUAAAUAGUUUUUGCAAGAAAUAGUAGCAGCAAAUAGUAUUUGCAAGAAAUAGUAGCAGCAAAUAGUAUUUGCAAGAAAUAGUAGCAGUAAAUAGUAUGUGCAAGAAAUAGUAGCAUGCAAAGGGUUGAUUAUUACAUUAUGGGGUUGUUCAUUAAGUAGUGCAACCUUUUCCUUUUGAUAAGAGACGCAUUCUAUGAAGUUUAACAUUGCAUGCAACGAGUUGCUUUGAAAAUCAUUACUCAUUAAAAUGUUAUAAAACUAACUAUUGUAUAAUUUGCAAAAAUUUGCUUUCUAAGUUAGAUAACCUUUAUUAUUUAGAAAAAUUGUAUCAAUGUAUGAAAAUGCUUUAAAGGCAGUGGACACUAUUGGUA
Molecule: messenger RNA, 2912 nt
Organism: Asterias rubens (European starfish)
Lineage: Eukaryota; Metazoa; Echinodermata; Asteroidea; Forcipulatida; Asteriidae
Product: E3 ubiquitin-protein ligase TRIM56-like
Exons: 3
Coding region: 172-2076 (634 amino acids)
Biological process (GO): positive regulation of DNA-templated transcription; biosynthetic process
Cellular component (GO): nucleoplasm; chromatin
Molecular function (GO): strictosidine synthase activity; zinc ion binding; ubiquitin-protein transferase activity
Source: RefSeq, a predicted model, not a curated record